This is a messenger RNA of Mercenaria mercenaria, 582 nucleotides long. RefSeq names its product histidine-rich protein PFHRP-II-like. Bases 1 to 582 code for a protein of 193 amino acids. The transcript has a single exon. The record is from RefSeq and is a predicted model, not a curated record. Lineage: Eukaryota; Metazoa; Mollusca; Bivalvia; Venerida; Veneridae.
AUGGAAAAUGCCCAUACAGCAUUCCACAUGGAAAAUGCCCAUACAGCAUUCCACAUGGAAAACGCCCAUACAGCACUCCACAUGGAAAAUGCCCACAUAGCACUCACAUGGAAAAUGCCCAUACAGCACUCCACAUGGAAAAAGCCCAUACAGCACUCCACAUGGAAAUGCCCAUACAACACUCCACACAGAAAAUGCCCAUACAGCACUCCACAUGGAAAAUGCCCAUACAGCACUCCGCACGGAAAAUGCCCAUACAGCACUCCACAUGGAAAAUGCCCAUACAGCACUCCACAUACAGCACUACACAUGAAAAAUGCCCAUAAAGCACUCCACACGGAAAAUGCCCAUACAGCACUCCGCAUGGAAAAUGCCCAUACAGCACUACGCAAGGAAAAUGCCCAUACAGCACUCCACACGGAAAAUGCCCAUACAGCACUCCACACGGAAAAUGCCCAUACAGCACUCCACAGGGAAAAUGCCCAUACAGCACUCCACAUGGAAAACGCCCAUACAGCACUCCACAUGGAAAUGUGGAUAUAUGUACACAGUGGCUGCGCACACAAGCGAAUUCAACAAUAA